AUUAGUGUCAUUUACUCAUAUGUCAAUGAUUCAGAUCAUUACAGCGCAUCUAAAUAAUACUAAAUCUAUGGUCUUGUCUGAUAUGAAAACUCUUCGGUUACCUAUGUUACCGACAAGUCACAAAAUAUCAUUGAGAUAGAAAAAAUAUAAACAUCUUGUGUCAAGAAUCAUCAUCAGUCAUCUGGCGCGGCAGGGCGCCAUUUUUUUUUUGAACCGAGCACUCGACGCUUAUUUUAUGAAAUCGGCGAAACAUUCAAACGGAUGAAGCAAAUAAUUAAGUAAUCUACAAAAACAAUAAUUUUAUCAAUAAUUUCGAAAAGUGUGAAGUGAUUUGUAUAUGUAUAGAUCAAACGCAUAAUAAAUGCUUUAGUGAAAUUUUAAUAUCACAAAAUGAGUGGUGCAAACUGGAACUCAGAAAGUUCUAAGGAAAAACAACAAGUAUUAAAUAAAUACUGCUUUGUAUGCUUAUGUACUGAUGAGGAGAAGAAUCUAAAGAAUUAUUUCUUUCAAUGCUCUUCCUUGAAAGAAGUACUACAGAUGAACAACAUGGUGCUUUGUUACCUGUGUAGGAAGAUGGCGCAGUACGCUGAAACCUUUAUACAGAGCGUACAAAGUAAUCAGUUGUUACUGGAAAACUUUCAAAAUGUAAUGGAUGAAACAUUAAAAUCAGUGAGAACUCAGAUGCAUCCGCUAGUCAAUUUAUCAUCUGUGUCAUUAAAUGUGAUAGAUGUGAUGGAGAAUGAUGGCUCAGGUCUUGAGGAGUCCUUCUCCGUAGUAUGUUCUAGAAGUAAUAGUGCAGUGCAGAUCAAAUUGGAAAUGAAGGAAGAAGAAUUUAUGGAGCAAUUGGAGGGAGAUUUAGUUAGCGGUUGUGAUGAUUACCAAGAGCCAUUCGUAAAAGAUGAGGAAGACGCAUUCACUUUGGAUAGUUCCUUGAAAGAAGAAUUACAACUAGAAGAACUUGAUAGCCUAAACCUUAUGACACUCAAAGCGACGCUCAAGAAGAAUAAAAUUAAAAAGAAAAAGACAAAAGUAAAAAAAGAAGAUUAUCGAGAUAGCGAUAAGAUUCAGAAGUUUUUCAUUACUAGAGAACAGUGCUUAGAGGAGAAAGCGAAAAUGUUGCAAGACUCCAAGUAUAUUGAGGCAGCCUUCAAAUGUGCAGAUUGCGCCAAACAUUUUACCUGCAAACAACUAUAUGACAAACACAUGGAGAGACAUGAUCAGAGUAUAGGAAAUUACGAAUGUGAUAUUUGCAAGAUAAGAACGGAGUCGGUAGACAAAUUAGUUUCUCAUUUGAAAUGUCACACAAAUCGCUACAAAUGUCGGGAAUGUGGACUAGUACGAGCUUGUAGGACAACGAUUCUAGAUCACUUCUCCGCAUAUCACAGUGAGGGAGUCUUUUACAUUUGCCCUUAUUGCAGCAAGACUUUCAAACGUCAGGCAUGUCUCCGCAAGCACGUGUCGGGGCACCGUUCGCGCGCCCGAGUCCACUGCGUGCAUUGCCAGCGAUCCUACAAAGACGCAGACGGUCUACGAGCCCAUAUGCUAUUGAAACACGCCAAAGAGAUAUCAGCUCGGGAGGUAAGCAAAAAGUAUGUCUGCCAAGAGUGCGGCACGGCGUUCAAGACACCUUCGCAUCUGAAGACCCAUGGACUUAAGCAUACUGACUCCCGGAACUAUUAUUGCGUCGAAUGUGACAAGAGUUUCAAAUCGGCUGCGACGUUGAAGACACAUUUGCAGACUACAGCUAAACAUACUAAAUAUAUAGAGUUACCGUUAAAAUGCCAACAUUGUGAUAAGCGUUUCGCGAUCCGUCGCGACCUGGAGCGACACACAAACAGAAUACAUCUUAAGCUCAAACCUUUCUCGUGUGACAAGUGUGACAAGAAUUACGUGAACUCAUGGUCCUUGAAACAGCAUCAGAUGUUGAUCCACGAGGGGUACAAGCGGCCCCUGGCGUUCCCGUGUUCCAUGUGUGAUAAAGUCUUUGAUCGAAAGCAAGUUUUGAAGGCUCAUUUGCGAACCCACACCGGCGAGCGUCCCUACCAAUGCAGCAAAUGUCCAGCCCAGUUCAGUCAAUCCAGCAUUUUACGGACCCACGUUAGACUUAUACAUCUAAAACUGACUAGGGAUGGUCGACCUAAGGUCAAAUGAAGGCCUAAAUAGCUUAACUUUUUCUAUAGAAUACUACGGCUAAAUAAAAGUUUUGACCUCAAUUUUAUGUCACGGGUCAGUCAACCUAUGGGCAAAAUUACCUGAUGGUAAGCAAUCAGCGCCGCCCAUGGACACUCGUGGUACUAAAGGAGUUACUAGUUGCGUAGGUAGUGUUGCUGUUACCGUUAGUGCCGUAAAACUGCAUUUCAUUAACAGCAAUUACAUUUAUUUCUACGGCAUUUUUGUUUCUACGGCACAAGAACGAGUGCAUAUCUAAUACCUCGAUUAUUAAAUUCUUUACCAACGUAUGCGUAAUACCAUAACCAAAAAUAACAUAAAAUAUAAAUUAAGAACACAUUUCUUCGCAAAUAUGUAACAGAACACUACCGAGUUCA
This is a messenger RNA of Spodoptera exigua (beet armyworm), 2546 nucleotides long. NCBI's taxonomy places the organism in Eukaryota, Metazoa, Arthropoda, Insecta, Lepidoptera, Noctuidae. The record is from the annotation of a GenBank genome assembly.